AUGUCCUGUCCGGGAAAGUCGGCUUUCGUAUUGGGCGGAACUGGCGCUGUUGGGCAAAAGAUUGUCGAGGUUUUAUCUCGAGACAACAACUUUUCGAAAGUGGUCCUGCUAGGAAGAAGAACAAUCGAUGUUAACGAUCCAAAUUCAAAAAUAGAACAACGCGUGAUUGAUUUCGAAAAUCUGGAGGAUCAUCGCAGCGAUUUUGAAGGCUUUGAUGUAGGAUUCUGCGCCCUGGGGACUACGAGAGGGGCGUCUGGAGCGAAAGGACAGUACCGUGUCGACCACGAUUACGUCGUCAAUAGUGCAAAACUAGCACGAAAAACUGGAACGUCUUCAUUUUGCCUGGUUUCUUCCGGAGGAGCCAGUGAAAAUUCGUGGUUUCCGUAUCUUAAAACAAAGGGCGAAAUGGAACGCGAUGUGAAAGCGCUGGAUUUUGAUAAUUUGAUCAUCGCGCACCCGGGCGUUCUCGAGGGAAGGAGUGGCGAUUUUCGUUUAACAGAAAGCAUCACAAAGGUCUUUAUAAAGCCGUUUAAACUCUUCACUAAUAAUAUAGCGAUCGACGUUGGGCAGGUGGCUAAGGGCCUGGUCGCCGCCUCGAUACAACCAGCUGCUGCCAAGGUACGCAUAAUUGAAAAUAGAGAGCUUCUCGAGCUCUCCAAAAAUUAUCAA
Messenger RNA from Mesorhabditis spiculigera, 669 nucleotides. The record is from the annotation of a GenBank genome assembly. Lineage: Eukaryota; Metazoa; Nematoda; Chromadorea; Rhabditida; Rhabditidae.